CCUGGGUGUCAGUGCCAGUGGAUCACCGACCCCCAUUCGCUCUCGUCGAACUUCAAAGCUCUCCCAAAAGAAAUCCCUCAAAAAAUCCCUCGAAAUUUCUGCCCCAGUGAAAUGUCAGUGUCACCCCUCGGCCCCCCCUCGCCGCCAGUGUCGCCCCUCACCCUCUCACCGCCCCCAGCUUACUAAACCCCCAGUAUCCCUCCACCUUAUAGGUUAACCCAACAAUAAUAAAACCCCAAUCCCCGAGCAAUGGACUACUCAACAGCAGUGGAGGACGCAGUCCGUCGUUUCUACUCAGCAGGUGCGAACGACGCGCACCUCUGGCUGCUGCAGUUCCAGGCCUCCCACGAGGCCUGGACGCACGUCUGGCCGCUCCUGGAGCCCUCGCGCCCCUGGGAGGUUCAGUUUUUCGCAGCAACAACGCUCCACGCAAAAAUCUCCAAACAAUGGAACGAAGUGCCAGUCUCCGAUUACAACGACCUGAGAAAUCGCAUUCUGAGUUUGAUGAAGAACUCAACAACAUCGAAGCUGGUGUUGGCUCGAUUGUGCCAGGCACUGGCGGCAUUUCUGGCCAGCAGUGACGGCCUCGAGGGGAAGAACGAGAACGAGGGGAUGAUAGACGACCUCAUCCAGAUGUUUCCCUACAACUCCCAGGACACCCUGGACCUGCUCCUGAGGGUGCUGAUAGCAUUGCCACGAGAAUUCGAGAGGAGAUGUGGCCUCAAGAGGCCGAAGCUGAGGGACACCCUGAUCGCCAGCUGGUGCAAGACCUCCUGGCUCCUGCAACAGGUCUUCUCCACGUACGAGAGGACUCUCUCCCAGUCCUCGGAUGACUCCAUCUACCUCUUGUCCAUUGAGUGCGCCCUGGCUUGGCUCAAGCUUGGGCAACUGCCUGUCGACAGUCUCGUGGAGCUGUAUCCGCACUUCGUGGCUGCUGCCUCCCACUAUGUCCCCACGACUGAGGACGCCAUCGAGGAUGCCAGGGGCUGGGAGCUCGUCCAAGAGUGGCUCAUCAUUGCUAUCUCUCAUUCGGAACUGCCGAAACGGCCGCAGUUGCUUUGGGAGUGGGCCAGGGGACUCGUCACUGUUGCUGAGCAGAAGGGGGGCAUUCAGUUCUCAGAGCUGCUCACUUCUCUCGGGGAUACUCAUAGUCGGUUCGUUUUGCUGUCGCUUACUGAGGAUGACGAUGAUGGACACAGGUGGACUUCAGAGACCUUGAUCAAGAUGCUGUUGGAGUGCUCUGAACUACCCGGACGGUAUCCUAUUGAGGAGAGGAAGAGCUGCAUUCCCUUUGGUUUUUGGUACUCCCUCCAGGACACGGUGACGACGCUGGACCCCCCAAUAGAAGACCGAGCGCGUAACGCCCUGAAACCAAUCUACGCGCGGCUAGUUCAAGCAUUACUGCGCAAAGCAACUCUCCCCUCGUGCCCCGACGAGGCAGGCGACGCCGACGAGCGUGAGCUCCUGCGAUGCUACCGCCAGGACGCAGCGGACACCCUCACCUACUGCUACAACAUCCUCGGCCACGAGUUGCUGAUCCUCCUGGGGCGAAGAUUGACGCGACCUGACAUCGACAAUCAGAAGUGGACGGACGUGGAGUCGACCCUCCACGCAUUCCAAGCCCUCUGCGACAGCGUGGGAACGCAGGAGACCGAGUACGUCCCAGCGCUGAUAGACCUAGUCCUCCUGCACAUACCCUACCAGAACUACCCUAGGGAGGUACUGGCGAGUGCCUGCUCGACCAUCGGAGCCUACGCCGAGUGGAUCGGGGAGAAUCCGGACCCCUGGCUGGAGAGGUCUCUGCAGCUGGUGACCCUAGGGCUGACCCAGGGCUCCGUCGCCUCGACCCCUGCCUCCAUGGCCCUGAAGGACAUCUCCAGGGAGGGGGGCCCCCACCUGGCCCCUCUGGCCCCCUCCAUCCUGGAGACCAUCUCAAGGACACUUCCUGUAGUGCCCCCAGGCGGGGGCGAGGGCCUCAGGCUCAUGUAUGCAGCUGGCAAACUCCUCAAUUCCCUCUCAACCACUGAGGAACAGCUGAAGUACCUCGACGCCACUCUCGGCCUCUGCGUCGUUAGACUCCAGGAGUUCCUCAGGCAUCCCCUCAACACUGGGAGAAUCGCUGUUGCCAAUCAGCUCAAGAUGAUCACGAUGUUCCUGUCGACUCUGGAGGGCGCCAUUGGCAAGUCUGUUCUCGAUGGACUCGUGCCCAUUUUCAAUCAGAUCGUUGGCCAUGCCGAGUGGGGACAGGAUGAUCUCAUUCUCGAGGCCAUGCACACCUGUGCACAGAAGUCUCUGCAGUGUCUUCUGCAUCCGGAGAGUGAGGCCAGGCCUCUGCUUCCUAUUCUUGUGAAUUCGUACAAGGUCAGGCCACAUCCUGCUGCGCUGGGAUUGCUCAGGCAGAUGGUGCUCCUCUGCGGGGGCGAUGUGAAGAAUGGGAUUGGAACGAUCUUUGGGGAGAUCAGUGGGCACAGCUUGAGGGGGUUCAAGGCUUGCGAGGCCGCCGGGGGGAAUCUCUCGGAGUUGUCGGACUUGCUGGAGUCCUAUUUGGGACUGCUGGCGCAGGUCUGCAAGAAGACACCUAUGCUCAUGCUGCAGGUGCCGGAACAGGUGCCUGAUAUGCUUCGAUGUGGCAUUAGUGGAUUAGGAUUACCAGAGAACGGAGUUAUCAAAGCAGCAGGAACGUUUCUAUCUCACGCUGUAAACAGCAGACAUUUGAAUUCAUUUGUAUCAAUGGUUGGACAGGAGCUCGUCUGCAUGAUUUUACAUUGUGUCGGUGGAAGGAUACCAAAAACGAAUCUAGAGUCUCACGCACGUGUUCUGUUGACCCUGAACAGUAGUUUUGGGGAGCUCACUGGACAAUGGCUGAGACUGGCUGUCGAGGAUUCAACAGCACUGACGACACCAGGACAGAAGGAGGAUUUCACGAGAAAUGUUCUUAGGGAACGAAACAACAAACGAUUAUUCGAGACACUCCAGAAAUUCAGCUUGCAGUGUCAAAAGCCUGUGAUAGGAUUGUAGAUAAUACCUAGAGUUAAUUUUUUUAGUCUUAUGAAAUCGAGAGAUUAGGAUACGCUUGUCCGCUUUGCAUGAUACUACCGAGGAAAUUAUUCUUCUCUACUCAUCAAGUUUUUAAAUCUCAAUUAACAAUUUAAAGACGUCAAGCAACUAUUUUCAAUAGGAAUUUUUGUAAAUUGUCUCUUCCAUUACUUUCUCAAUUUCCUCGAGAUUAGGGGAGUGAAUUGUCACAUUGAAAAGGUCUUAUCGACAUUCAGAUGCAAUUUAGGGAUUCGAUGAAGUGUUUAAAUGAUGUCUGUCUCGAUAUUUCACUCAACUGCUGUAAAAUGCAUCAAUUAAUGAGUAAAAAUGAUGACCAACGUUUUAUGUUGGAUCUGCUUCUUUAAGGUUUUCAUUAAUAAAUCUGUCGAUGCUGAAGAAUUUUUGAUAAUUAAUUUUUCCUUUUCUAAUCGUUGCUGAUGUAUCAAUAGCACGAAGGGUCUGACAAUAAAUUUGAUUUGAGGACAAUUACGUCCAUGAGAAAUUGAAUUUAAUAUCUGACAGUGUGGGCUGUGUUCUGAAAUGAGAGAAACGAAGAAACAAUAUAAAUAGUAUUUAGAAAAAUUGUACUUUGUGAUUAUUUAUUCAUGUUCUAUUCAAAUGUAUUUCACUGAUUCUACAAAAUGAAAUGAGAAAGCAUA
Molecule: messenger RNA, 3695 nt
Organism: Diachasma alloeum
Lineage: Eukaryota; Metazoa; Arthropoda; Insecta; Hymenoptera; Braconidae
Gene: cdm
Product: importin-13
Exons: 4
Coding region: 250-3018 (922 amino acids)
Biological process (GO): protein import into nucleus
Cellular component (GO): cytoplasm; nuclear membrane
Molecular function (GO): small GTPase binding
Source: RefSeq, a predicted model, not a curated record